AUCCACAUUGUGUGGUGUGUGGUUGUGAUAUAAGGACAGCGAUAUAAGGAAAGACGUUGGUCCUGUUUUACCAUGGCUUCCAGAGACAACUGGGAAUGCAGAGCCUGCAACGGCAUCAACGGUGAACGCGAUUCCACCUGUGUUUCGUGUAGUCAACAAAGAUUUAGCGGUGGUCGUUAUCAGCACCGAAAUUCGUCAUCCAGCAGGCGGGGCGGAAGUGGGUUGACGUACGAUUGGGACAGUCUACCUGGGAGACCGACGUCAGCUGGAGGGUCAGAUGAUCCUCGGAGGAGGAGGUGCGGAACCAGAUAUGAAGACCAGGCUGGACGCCAAUGGAAAUGUACUGAAUGUACGUACUAUAACAACCAUACGUCCUACAAGUGUAAGAUCUGUAACAAGUCCACACGACCAGGAGAGCCGCAGGUGUGUCCCCCGGGACCAGCACGUACGGACAGGAACAGAUACCAGAAAAGGACUCCUUCACCACCCGACAGACAAAUACCACCUUAUGACAGAAAACAUGACAAGCACUCGGCACACGAUCCCGGGUAUGACAGUCGCAGGACACCAGAUGACGGCAGACGAGGCAUAAGGUCCAGGACCAGUGGUACUCCAACACGGGACUCACAAAAUGACUCGGCUUCAGGUCCAAGAUCAAGAAACGGUCGCAAACCUGUUUGGGAGGAUUGUGUGAAUAGCAAAGAGCGGCGACUGGUUCUAUUAGGCAAAACCGGAAGUGGAAAAAGCGCUACCGGUAACAGUAUUUUGAGCGGCGAUUAUUUUCACUCAAAAGUUUCCGGAGUAUCCAUCACCCGUUCUUGUCGGCGGGGCGUGGUCCAGAGGAAUGGUAAGGAGAUUCACGUGGUUGACACCCCGGGUAUAUUCGACACUGAUGUGGACAAUGAUACUACGACCAAAGAGAUCGUCAAGUGUAUCGGGGUUACGGCUCCGGGACCUCACGCCUUUAUCCUUGUCCUCCGUAUUGGACGUUUUACGAAGGAGGAGCAUGAAUCGGUGGAACAUUUCAUGAAAAGUUUUGGUAAAUCGGUUGAGAAAUAUAUGAUAGUCUUGUUUACAAGAAUGGACGACCUGCAUGACGAACACAUGUCACUUGACGACCACCUUAGCGGAAUUCCGCCGAGACUCGCCAGCAUCCUGAGUCGUUGUGGCGGACGGUGUGUCGGAUUCAACAAUAAAGGAACCUCACGAGAGAUGUCACGCCAGGUCGACGAACUGAUGGAAAUAGUCGAAGAUCUGUUUGAGGCCAACCGUGGUCGCUAUUAUACAAACGACCUGUACAUGGAGGCAGAGAACGUCAUCAGGAUAAGAGAAGCUGAGAUAAGAAGUGUAGCAGAGGAACAGAAACGUCGCGAUAUUGAAGAGGUCGAGGGCGAAAAUGAGAGGUACUACAAACAACUGCGUAAGAAAUAUGAGAAACAGCAACAUGAUUUAGAGAUGAAAUUAAAGGAGGCAGAAUCCGGAGGAGGUCACAGUGUUAGAGACAGGCGACUACGAACAGCGGAAAUCGAUAAAGACAUUAAAUCAAUCCGUGCACAGAUUGAUCAGGAUCAGCGCGCUGGUCGUAAGGUAAGCCAACAACUUAAAAAUGAUUUAUCCGACUUGGAGAAGAAGCGCAACGGAAUCGUCAAGACGGAUGGUACAGUGAGACAGAUGCAGGGUGACAUAGAAUCACUGCGUCAUCAGCUUAAUGAUAUGAAAAGGAAGGUGUCCAGUGCGAAACGUGAACAGGAUGACAACAAGGAAAAGCGACUGAAGGAACUCGAGAAAAAAUACGCUGCCUCGGAGAAUUCGACACGGGAGGUUGUGCGAAAAGAAGUUGAAAACGGGAAAACAAACAUCGGAGAUCAGCUGUUGGGCACAGUGAUUGGUUUGGGAAAGGCGAUCUGGAAAGGUCUCACAAAACUCUUCUAAACAUGUCUCAGUGUUUGUUUAAACAUACAUAAUGUAUAUAAUACCCGGGCAUACACUCAAGUGGUGGGCAAACUUUCUCAAAAUCACACAUACGAUUGGACCAACUGCCAAACAUGGAUAAGGACGGAGGAAUCCCGAAAAGAACACCUGUCCUACGUGAGUAGGGAUGGUAGUCUCCCACAAUGAACACCUGUCCUACAUGAGAAAGGACGGAAAAGUCCCGAAUAGAACACCUGCCCUUUAUGAGUAGGGACGGAAGUGUUCCACAUUGGGCACUGUCCUAUAUGAGGGACGGAAGUCUCCCACAUUGAAAACUACAUGAGUAUGGACGAAAUAGUCCUAAAUACAACACCUGUCCUACCGUCCUAUAUGAUUCGGGAUGGAAGUUAACCACAUUGAACAGUGUCCUACAUAAUUCGGGACGGAAGUCUCUCCCAUAUUGAACACUGUCCUAUAUGAGUAAGUACGGAAUAACCCUGACUACAACACCCGUCCUACUGUCCUAUAUGAUUCGGGACGGAAGUUAACCAGAUUGAACACUGUCAUACGUGAUUCAGGACGGGGCGGAUGUCUACCACAUUUACCACUGUCCUGUAUGAUUCGAGACGGAAGUUUACCACAUUUACCACUGUCAUACGUGAUUCAGGACGGGGCGGAUGUCUACCACAUUUACCACUGUCCUGUAUGAUUCGAGACGGAAGUCUACUACAUUUACCACUGUCCUGUAUGAUUCGGGACGGAAGUCUACCACAUUUACCACUGCCAUACGUGAUUCGGGACGGAAGUUAACCACAUUGAACACUGUCAUACGUGAUUCGGGACGGGACGGAAGUCUACCACAUUUACCACUGUCCUGUAUGAUUCGGGACCCUUACCACUGUCAUAUACGAGUGGUGAUGAAAGUGCCAAGUGCGGAACUUAGAUUUCCUAUAUAUGUAGAGGCGGUGCAAUUUUGUACAGUUACAUGAAUUUUCUUGAAUUUUUUAACUCUAAAAGUAAAAUGUGCUUUUAAAAAAGCCUUUUUUAAAAGUUUAUUUUAUCAUUGCAACCUGUACGGAUGGAUGGUCGAAUCAUGCCGGUUGACAUUGACUGUUCUGAUACGGUCAUUUCUGUCACCAGGUGAGAAUUCCCCUUUUGGACUUCUAUAUCCUCAGUCCGUUGGUACACAGACUGGGUUAUUUUGUAUUGUUGAUCUAAGACUUAAUUACAAGCUAGGGCGAUGUGUAAUUUCACUCGUAUGUAGACUUCCUCUUCCUGAUAAUAUAUUUUCAAAAAUAGACAUAAAACAUUUCUCUAAU
Molecule: messenger RNA, 3230 nt
Organism: Pecten maximus
Lineage: Eukaryota; Metazoa; Mollusca; Bivalvia; Pectinida; Pectinidae
Product: immune-associated nucleotide-binding protein 12-like
Exons: 4
Coding region: 73-1932 (619 amino acids)
Molecular function (GO): GTP binding
Source: RefSeq, a predicted model, not a curated record